This is a messenger RNA of Habropoda laboriosa, 494 nucleotides long. Its product is annotated as 40S ribosomal protein S19-like. The coding region runs from base 15 to 479 and encodes 154 amino acids. The record is from RefSeq and is a predicted model, not a curated record. The transcript is spliced from 3 exons. Lineage: Eukaryota; Metazoa; Arthropoda; Insecta; Hymenoptera; Apidae. Gene Ontology annotation, cellular component: ribosome; cytosolic small ribosomal subunit. Gene Ontology annotation, biological process: ribosomal small subunit assembly; translation. Gene Ontology annotation, molecular function: RNA binding; structural constituent of ribosome.
CUUUCUGAAUAAAGAUGCCUUCUGUAACACUUAAAGACGUUGACCAGCACAAGUUUGUAAAAGCUUUUGCUGCAUUUUUAAAAAAGACUGGUAAAAUGCGAGUUCCAGAAUGGGUAGACAUUGUAAAAUCUGCACGCUUCAAGGAACUUGCUCCAUAUGAUCCAGAUUGGUAUUACAUAAGAUGUGCUGCCUUAGUACGUCAUAUUUACAUCCGUAGUCCCAUUGGUGUAGGAGCAGUAACAAAAAUCUUUGGAGGGCGCAAACGUAAUGGAACCCACCCCAGCCAUUUUUGUCGAUCUGCGGGUGGUGUAGCUCGUAAAGCACUGCAAAGUUUGGAGCAACUUAAGCUUAUCGAAAAGGCCCCGAUCGGUGGUCGUAAGCUUACCAGCCAAGGUCGUAGAGAUUUAGAUCGCAUUGCAGCGCAAGUUAAAGUAAAAAGCAAAAAACAACUUAAAUUACAAGAGACUCUUGUUCUCUAAUUUGUCUGUUUCUAU